AUGACAGGUCUCAGCAUUUCAUUGCGGCUCCUGGUUUUCCUGCUGCUGCCUCCAGCUAAAGGCAAGAGAAAUAACCCUUCUCUCUGUGUUGUGAAUGACCUCCUCUGGACACCACAUCAGUUUUAUCAGCCAGGGGACCUCCUCAUUGGCGGGCUCACUUCUCAGUUCAUCUCUGUUUCUGACAGUGUCUCCUUUGAGGAACAUCCCAAAAGAAAUCUUCUUCACGAACCUUUUGCUGUGCCAAAGACCUACCAGCAUCUCCUGUCUUUGUCAUUUGCCAUGAAAGAGAUCAACGAGGAUCCCAAGAUCUUGCCCAACAUUACAUUAGGGUGCCACAUCUAUGACAGCUACUUUGAUGCCAGGAUGACGUACCACAACACUUUGAACCUCCUCUUUAAUCAGAAAAAGACUGUCCCUAACUACAACUGUGACAUCUGGAAGAAUCUAAUAGCUGUCAUUGGGGGCUUGGACUCUGAAAUUUCAUCCCACAUGGCCACUAUCUUAGCCAUUUACAAGAUUCCACAGGUCACAUAUUGCUUAUUUGCUCCUGUAAUGAGCGACACAAUCCAGCGGUCCCCUUUAUAUCGAGUUGUCCCCCAUGAAGAGCAUCAAUAUGCUGGGAUUGUCCGGCUUCUUCUGCAUUUCCGGUGGAACUGGGUUGGCAUCAUUGCAAUGAACGACGACAAAGGAGAAAUGUUUGUGCAGACCUUAGACCACAAGUUUCCCCAGAAUGGUAUCUGUACCGCAUUCACUGCAAGAAUACCAACUCACAGCAACACUUUUGACAUCUAUAACAUGUUAGGAGAACAUUUUCUGAAUAUGAUUAUUGUCCUCGCCAAAACAAAUGCCAACGUAUGUAUAGUAAAUGCUGAUACUUUUGGGAUGAGUGGUUUGCAGUUGGCAUUGAACCAGUUUGAGGCACAUCUUUUGGCACCUAUGCACAAGGUGUGGGUGAUGACGGCCCAUUUUGAUUUCUCUUCAGAGAUAUAUCACAGAGGUCUAGACAUACAAGUCUUCAAUAAUGCCUUGUCGUUUGCAAUCCCUCUCACUGAAGUUCAAGGCUUCCAGGGCUUCCUCCAGAGCCUGAAUCCCCAGGUGGAGGAAGAUGGGUUUAUUCGGAUCUUCUGGCAGCAGGCGUUUGACUGUGUCUUUCCAGAUACUGAUCUGGGUGAAGCGACUGUAGAUAGCUGCACUGGGGAAGAGAAACUGGAGGGUCUUCCUGGGCCUUUUUUCGAAAUGACCAUGACAGGCCAAAGCUACAGUAUCUAUAAUGCUGUCUACGCCCUGGCACAUGCUUUGCAUGCCAUGUGUUCACCCAGAACCAAGCAUGGAAUCUUGGCAGAGGAAGGAAAUAUUAAUACCCCAAAGCCACAGCAAUAUCAGGUCACACCCUUGUCUGUGUGUAAUGACAACUGCCAACCAGGUUACGGCAGACAAAGGAAGGAAGGGAAACCCUUUUGCUGUUAUGACUGUGCUCCUUGCCCAGAAGGAAAGAUUUCAAACCAGAAAGAUAUGGAUUACUGUUUCAAAUGCCCAGAAGAUCGCUAUCCCAACAAUGCUCAAAAUGGAUGCCUUCCAAAGGAACUCCACGUCCUGUCUUAUGACGAACCUUUGGGUUUCGGUUUGGUUGUUUUGGCUCUGGGUCUUUUUCUGACCACAGCUGCGGUUCUGAAACUCUUCAUCAAGUACCAGAAUACAGCCAUCGUCAAAGCCAAUAAUCCGAAUCUCACCUACGCUCUUCUUUUUUCGCUCUCGCUCUGCUUCCUCUGCUCAUUGCUAUUCAUUGGACAGCCCCAGCUACUUACUUGCCAUUUACGACAAACGGCGUUUGGCAUCAUCUUCUCAGUGGCUGUUUCGUGUGUCUUGGCGAAAACCAUCACUGUGGUUUGGGCUUUCUUGGCCACUAAACCAGGAUCGUGGCUGAGGAAAUGUGUGGGGAAAAGGUUAGCAAACUCUGUUGUCCUUUGCUGCUCAUCUCUUCAAGUAAUUAUUUGCAUGGUCUGGCUGUGCACUGAUCCUCCCUUCCCAACUGUUGAUAUGCAUUCCCUGCCUGAAGAAAUCAUUGUGGAAUGCCACGAAGGAUCACCCACCAUGUUUUCUUGUGUCUUGGCAUACAUGGGAUUUCUGGCCAUCCUCAGUUUUGUUGUGGCUUUCUUUGCUCGGAAGCUGCCCGACACUUUCAACGAAGCCAAGUUUAUCACUUUCAGCAUGUUGGUCUUUUGCAGCGUGUGGCUUUCAUUUGUCCCAACUUAUCUCAGCACCAAAGGGAAAUACAUGGCGGCCGUGGAGAUCUUCUCCAUCUUGGCCUCUGGGGCUGGAUUACUGGUCUGCAUCUUUCCCCCAAAAUGUUAUAUAAUUAUCCUGAGGCCUGAACUAAACAACAAAGAGCAGUUAGCAAGGAGAAGUACAUUACAAUGUGUUUAUUCAAAAAGAUGCUGA
This is a messenger RNA of Eublepharis macularius, 2439 nucleotides long. Its product is annotated as vomeronasal type-2 receptor 26-like. Gene Ontology annotation, biological process: G protein-coupled receptor signaling pathway. The transcript is spliced from 5 exons. NCBI's taxonomy places the organism in Eukaryota, Metazoa, Chordata, Lepidosauria, Squamata, Eublepharidae. Gene Ontology annotation, molecular function: G protein-coupled receptor activity. The coding region runs from base 1 to 2439 and encodes 812 amino acids. Gene Ontology annotation, cellular component: membrane. The record is from RefSeq and is a predicted model, not a curated record.